Molecule: messenger RNA, 2426 nt
Organism: Eucalyptus grandis
Lineage: Eukaryota; Viridiplantae; Streptophyta; Magnoliopsida; Myrtales; Myrtaceae
Exons: 3
Coding region: 610-1863 (417 amino acids)
Biological process (GO): regulation of transcription by RNA polymerase II
Cellular component (GO): SAGA complex
Molecular function (GO): transcription coactivator activity
Source: RefSeq, a predicted model, not a curated record
ACGGACUUUUUGCUCCUUUCUUCUUCUUCUUCUUGCUCCUUCUGCUGCUGCCUGCAAUUUCAAAAAAAAAGGAAAAAGUUUCCGCCAUUGCUGCGCUCCCCUAAACACUCGAGCUUCCUCGUGUCGAGCACUCGGCCUGCAGUCUCUCAGCUCAAUGCGCCCGCAUCCGAAACCCCACGGAGCUCUCUCCUGAAGACGACCCCCGAGAAGAUAGAGCGCGGGGGAACCGAGAGGCGUUGGAGCGCCGCGAGAUUCGAGCUCGCAAUUUCCGCCAGUUCGUGGAAGCGCCGAGCUCGGUGGUUCGGAACUUAGGGUUUCUGAUAUUCGUGUCCGCUGUUGAUCGAUUGGGGAGCUCCAUUUUGGUUUUCUGCGAAUUUUCUUCGCGGACAUUCUUGCCCUAGGGUUUUUCGGGAUUUCCGGGAGUUUGUAUUUGCCUUGGCGCUCUGGGACAUGUGGCUGUCCUAAUAUUUCGUCUGGAAACAGAAGUAGUAGCAGUGGCUGGGUGUUUCGAUGGGGUUCUGGUGCGUAUGAAGAUGGUUUACUCGUCUGCUGUUGUUAAUUUGGGCAUUUGUUGGGCCGUGCUUGGUGCAUGAUCCUAUUCUUUAAGAAAUGCAACCGCAGCAGAGCUUCAGAAUCGAUCUGGGUGACUUGAAAGCUCAAAUUGUGAAGAGGAUUGGAGUGGACAGAUCAAAACGCUACUUUUAUUAUCUGAACCAGUUCUUGAGCCAAAAGCUCAGUAAGGGUGAUUUCGACAAGCUAUGCUGUCGAGUGCUCGGAAGGGAGAAUCUCCCGUUGCACAAUCAGUUCAUACGAUCGAUAUUGAAGAAUGCAUGCCAAGCCAAAACACCACCACCAGUUUACGAAGCAGAUCCUGCAAAAUCUGUCUCACGAACCACCAAACUUUCGCCUAGCGUAGAAGACGGUUCUGACCAAAAUGGGUCACUUAUUCAAAAUCAAAACCAGAGUUCCUCUAUUUGGUCAAAUGGAGUUCCUCAAGUCCCUCUCCGAAAGGCCAGGUCUGGAAUUCGUGAAAGGAAGCUCAAGGAUAGGUCGAGUCCGCUGGGACCAAAUGGAAAGGGGGAAAGCUUGUAUCAUUCAACUGCCACAGAAGAUAGCGGUAGCAAGAUUAUGACUGAGAAUGGGCUUUUGUCUCCAUGUGAUUACCGAAGAUCAUUGCAGAAUUAUCAAUCCGUUCCUGGGCUGCUUGAGAAGGAUAGAGGUCUUAUUCAGGAACCCGCAGAUAAAUCUAGAGUGCACAGUAAAAAUGAGGCUGCUAUGGCCAUAGUGGAAGAUGGGGAGGAGGUGGACCAGGCAACCCUCUCUAGUUUAUCUAGAAUUUCUUUGCUUGCACCGCUUGGAGUUCCUUUUUGCUCUGCUAGUGUAGGUGGUGGCCGCAAAGCUAUGUCAGUGGGGAACUCUGAUGAUUUCGUUAGUUAUCAUGACACUGGAGAAUUGUCUGACACGGAAUCCCUGAGGAGACGUAUAGAGCAUAUAGCGGCUGCACAAGGCAUUGGAGGAGUGUCGGUUGAGUGUGCUAAUAUAUUAAAUGUGAUGUUGGAUAUCUACUUGAAGCGGCUGAUUAAGUCUUGUAUCCAGCUAAUCGGAGCAAGGUCCACGUCUGAGCCCCAUAGUCAUCUCAUCCAGAAGCAUCAGAUUCAAGAAAAGAUCCUUAAUGGCACGUGGCCUGCUAGUAAUCACUUGCAUAUGCGAAAUAAUGUCAUUGGAGGGAUGCCCGAGAAGAAAUUCCCAAUUUCCAUAUCUAUGGUUGAUUUUAAGCUUGCAAUGGAGCUAAAUCCACAGCAACUGGGAGACGACUGGCCAUUGCUGCUUGAAAAGAUUUCUUUGAGUUCAUUUGAGAAAUAAAUGUGAUGGAUAUGCCUUGAUCAUGCCAAAUGUGUGUCCAUUCUGGUUCAAAAGUUCCAGAAAGAUGUCAUUGGCAAUCGGCAUUUGAUUGCCAUCUUGUCUUGAUACCAUGAGGAGUACGGUGGAUAAUGCAGAAAACCAGUUGAAAUACAUGGUCUCAGCGCGGUGUGCAUUCUUCAGCUUGCACUGCAUGGGGCACAAUUUGGAGUACUAGCAACCACACAUUGGGAACUUGCAAUCAUAACCCAUUAUUGGUUGAUCUAUUACAGAUAUGCAAGUUCAAAAUCUUUGUAAUCCUCUUCCAUCGACAUGCGACUCGAACUUUUCCUAUUAUUUAUGGCUGAUGAGGAUGAUUUCAAAGAUGUUUUGCGAGAUAACUGGAUGUAACUUAAUUUAAGGUAUAAUCACUUCUGUAAGAGCUGCGGUACUCCAUUGUAUGUAACUUUAGAACCUCAUGAUUGUUUGAAAUCCAAUAUUAAUAACACAUUGAUUUCCAUUUACUUCUCCAUAGUUCUGUAUUUGGGUAUCUUAGGUAAAUGAAUUUUUGAGGAUUUAUGCUUGGA